CCGGCCUCCCAGGCGGCGGCGCGUGCCGGCCUGGCGUCGGGGACGCGCAAGCACCCGCGUUCUUGAUGCGCAUGCUCACCGGCGCGCGUAGGGAAGGGGCGGGCACUGGGGCGGCCGUCCCUGGCCGCCUCUGGGGCUCUCAGCAGAAAAGGUUCUCAAAUUUGUAUCCUGAAUUUGUCUUCCUGGGCAAAAGGUUAAGUGAGCAAGUUUUUGUAAUAAGCCAAAAUAAUAGUAAAAGAAAUCGUAUCAAAGAAAAGGAUCUGAAGUUUUCAAGCAUCCAGACUUAUUGGGAGCUAUUCUGUGAAGAAGUGGUUUCCAUCAUCAGUUAAGUUUGGGAAACUGAACACUGUCCCCUCCCUGCUUGGUGAUUCACAAUGAACAUCAAUUUACAUCACAUUGAUAAAGACUCCAGGAAAUGUUUGAGCCUUCUGAUUUGGUUUUGAUAAUGGAGUUCACAGUUGAAGGAAGAAGACCCAAAACUUAUUGAGAUAAUCUAUGGAGUAAAGAAAACAGAAAUUAUGAGUGGAGGAUCUCAAGUUCACAUGUUUUGGGGUGCUCCAGCUGGUCCACUAAAAAUGACAGUAUCACAGAGACCAAUCUUAAUGUCCACUGCAAAUCCCUGGAAAAAAAUUCAGCUUUUGUACAAUCAGCAUUCUUUAUAUCUGAAGGAUGAAAACCAGGAGCCCAACAAUCUCAAAGACUGUCAAACCUCAGAAGCUAUUACUAGCCCUUCAGCUGUUCUAAGUGGUUGUUGUUUAGUGAACUCUGUGAGUAGAUGUGUUCAGGUGAAAGAUGACUUUACAUAUUCGACUUCAGAAACACGGAAUAUAAAAUUCCAGAAGAUUCACCCCUCAGGGCUGAGUGAUGUAACCAACUCUAAUGUGCAAAUAUAUGGAUUUAAGGGCGCAGUUCAGCAUUUACCUGAAGAAGAAAAGUAUGAAAAGAUUCAAUGUGAAAAUAAUAAAAUUACAGAUGAACAGCCUAGAAAUGAGUCAAACAUAUGUGGUCACAACUUUCAAACAAAUUCCUUUCAGUUAGAUCAUAAAUGUGCAGUUGUGUUGGAUUUGGUUGAUAGUACUGAACAAACUAAUGUAGAUCUAGAAGCUAUAGAAACAAAGUACAAGCCAGCAGAACACCAUGACAUGCAAAACCAGUGUCUGGAAUUCUUUUCCUCUAAUGCAGUGGAUGAGCCAAGGUCUGAUGGAGCAGUUAGGAAAGUCUCAAACCUUAAAACAUCUACUGACACUGAAUUUCUGAGUAUAAUGACCUCUAGUCAGGUUGCUUUUUUAGCUCAAAGGGAGGAUAAAGCUCUGAAUUCUAUAAAUAAAGGGAUCGUAUACAUGGAGACUAAACCAAAGGCAAGUCAUGGGGAAUUAAGAAUAACUGAAGAUAAUUUGAUUCAGUCUAAGGAUGAUUUUACAGAAGGACAUGAAAGUGGACUUAAAGAAACAUAUUCCUUAGAACUUUUUAGUCCUAUUUGUCCUGAAAAAAAGAGUAUUCACAUAAACCCUGAAAAAGAUGUUGAAGAAAAUAUAGGCUCUCAAGAACUUUUCAGUUCUGAAGAUAAACUGCCACCAAAUGAGAUUUGUAUUGAGUUGUGUCGCUCAGGAAUACUGUGUUCCCAACUAAACACCUUUCAGAAAAGUGCUGUUAAAAGAAGUUGGAGCUCUGAAGAUAAACCAGGCCAUUCUAAAGCUCUGUCUAAAGUCUUUAAAGUGUCUAAGAAAAUGAAGUUGGGUUCUAAUGCAAGAGAUUCUACCAUAGCAAUGGGCCAGAGAAAUGUGUCUGAAUUUAAGGGUAUUAAAAAAAUAUCAUUAAUAAAAAAUUGUGAUUCUAAAAGUCAGAAGUAUAAUUGUUUAGCUCUGGUGCUAACUCCAUGUCAUGUGAAAGAAAUAAACAUAAAAUCUGGAGCCAAUUCUGGCUCUAAAGUGCCCUUAGCAACAAUUACAGUAAUUGAUCAAUCGGAAAUUAAGAAGAAGGUUUUUCUUUGGAGAACCGCAGCAUUUUGGGCACUUACAGUAUUUCUCGGAGAUAUAAUUUUACUCACAGAUGUUGUUAUUCAUGAUGAUCAGUGGAUUGGUGAGAUAAUACUCCAAUCAACAUUCACCAGUCAGUUAUUAAAUCUCGGGAGUUAUUCAUCUGUCCAGCCAGAAGAAUAUUCCGGUAUAGUUAGCGAUGUUGCACUUCAGGAUUUACUGGCAUAUGUGUCUUCAAACCAUUUCUAUCUCAAAGAUCUUCCACAGAGGCAGCCUCAGAGAGGGAACAGUAUAGAGUUUGUAGAAUUGGAGCGACUUCAACCUGAUAUAUUAGUCCAUGCAGUACUCAGAGUUGUGGAUAUCACUGUACUGACAGAGUCAUUAUACAGUUACAGAGGACAGAAGCAAAGGAAAGUUAUGUUAACAGUGGAACAGGCCCAAGGUCAACACUAUGUGCUUGUAUUAUGGGGUCCUGGAGCAGCCUGGUACCCUCAACUUCAAAGGAAAAAAGAUUAUAUCUGGGAAUUUAAAUAUCUUUUGGUUCAGCGCAACUGCACACUAGAAAACCUAGAAUUGCAUACAACACCAUGGUCAUCCUGUGAAUGUCUGUUUGAUGAUGAUAUAAGGGCAAUUACAUUUAAAGCAAAAUUUCAAAAUAGUGCACCCACUUUGGUCAAGAUGUCCGAUUUAGCAACCCAUCUAAAGGAUAAGUAUUCAGGAGUGGUUCUAAUUAAAGCUCAAAUUUUAGAGCUAGUAUUUCCUGUUGCAGCAGCUCAGAAGAUAGCUCUAAAUGCUCACAGUUCCCUAAAGAGUAUCUUCUCCUUUCUUCCCAACAUUAUAUAUACUGGCUGUGCAAAAUGUGGAUUGGAACUAGAAACAGAUGAAAACAAAAUCUACAGACAGUGUCUUAGCUGCUUGCCAUUUGCUAGGAAGAAAACAUAUUAUAGGCCAGCUUUAAUGACUAUAGCUGAUGGAACACAUAACAUUUGCAUCCAUGUAGGAUCAGAGCUGAUAGAGAAGAUUCUUCUCAACAUUUCUCCAGACUGUCUCAACAGAGUGAUAGUACCGUCCUCAGAGGUCACCUAUGGGAUGGUUGCAGCAGACCUGCUUCUCUCCUUGUUGGCAGAUAGCACAGAGCCUUGUGUGUUGAAGAUUCAGAGCCUUUUUGUCUUAGACGAAAAUAGCUACCCAUUGCAACAGGAUUUCUACCUACUGGAUUUCUGUCAUGACCCAUGUAAAGCAUGGAACCCUUCUCUGAGACCACACAAGGAAGUUGAAGACAUUCCAAGGAAGAAGUACUGAAAUGAUUUGUCUUUUAAAUGAAUGAUGGGGAUUUUGUUUUGGGCUUCUUAAAUAUAAAUAUUUUAUAAAGAAAAUUGUGCUAAACAUAUAAAUUAAAUCUAUUUUUUCUAAGAAAAUUCUGUGAAGUUUUAUUAUUUGUUUUAUUUUAUUAUUUGUUUUGUUUUUAUUUGUUGGUUUCUUCUUUUCUUCUGGAGAAAUAAUCUAGCAAUAAAGGUAAUAUACAGUUCCCUAGGAAUUAAAAUGUUCCCUCAUUUGUUCACUAUUUAGUCCCUUCUGUGUUCAAGGCCUUAUGCUACAUACGGAGCAUUCACACAUCCAACAUUUCCUCAGAAGUUGUUUUUCUGCUACAAACUCUGUAUACUUUCUCUUAUUUAUACCUCAAUAAACUAUAAACAUGAAAUAAUUUCCUUGAUUAUAAAAACUAUGUAAUACCUUAGUUUACAUUAGCCUAUGUUCAGACAAGUUCAAGACAAGCAUGUCUUUCUAUAAACAGCACAGAAAAUGAAGGAAACAAGAUCAUGUUCCAACUCAGAAAGUGGGGAAGAGUUCUGUUGUUGGUUCCUACCUAGAAUUUGAAUGCC
Sciurus carolinensis (gray squirrel) is the source of this 3859-nucleotide messenger RNA. It is a transcript of the gene Shld2, whose product is annotated as shieldin complex subunit 2. The coding region runs from base 519 to 3278 and encodes 919 amino acids. Gene Ontology annotation, biological process: regulation of double-strand break repair via homologous recombination. Lineage: Eukaryota; Metazoa; Chordata; Mammalia; Rodentia; Sciuridae. Gene Ontology annotation, cellular component: nucleus; site of double-strand break. The record is from RefSeq and is a predicted model, not a curated record. The transcript has 13 exons.